GAAGUGCCUUUGUCUCAGCGGGAGUUUCAACAACUCCUACUGGAGGAGGAUGUGGAUCGCCUCUUACGUGGCAUUGGUGUGGACGUUGUGGCGCUGGUGGAUACUGCCGAUGUCAUCUAUGAGGACUUCAACAAGUUUGGCAUGAGCAUGACUUUCGAGAACUUGGUGGAGACCAUCUUGAACUUGCGCGGAAAGAACACCGCCACGGUCAAGGAUGUGAAAGAGCAAUCCAGAGUCAUCAAGUCCGUGGUGCAACAGACCCUGCAAGCGAAUGGCUCGAAGGUCAUGGAGGAGUUUCAGUACCUACGUGCCGAGUUAGCACUCCUGCGGGAGGAGGCACUGCGGCGGGAUGAAGAUGACGAGGAUGAGGAUUACAAUUUGCUACCUGUGGAGACCGCCGAGGUCGAAGUGCAGGAUGUGCAGUUUCCCCGAGUCGACGAAGUGGAUGAAGCGACGGAGGAAGCUCCGGAAAGGACGCGAAGAAGCUCAACGGGCCGAGAGCUCGGUGAGCACUGAGUUGAAGCUGCAGAGCACUCGCAAGCAUGGACAAGUAUAGACAGCGAGGCCAGCCAUUGAUUUGUCAGACGAUAUCAGACUUGUCAUUGGGAAAAUUGAUGAACAUCGUUGGUGUAGGGAAAGCCUUGGUCGGCGCGGAAGAUGUGAAGGUGCCUCCUGGAAGAGGUCCACAAGGUAUAACUCCCCAAGGGCAUCCGAGGUCCAAGAGGCACAGAGUCAUUCGAGUGAAAAAGGCUUGAUUCAUUGGCGGAGAGGGACAUCCAUGUAAGCACCCUUUUCAGCCAAACAUAUGAAGUAUUUGC
This is a messenger RNA of Durusdinium trenchii, 818 nucleotides long. The record is from the annotation of a GenBank genome assembly. Lineage: Eukaryota; Dinophyceae; Suessiales; Symbiodiniaceae.